UUUAUUUGCACUUAUACAAUUAUAUAUUUAUAAAUAAAUAUAUAUCUAUAUGAUUUAAUUCAUAUAAAUAAUCAAUUUAUAUUAAUCUUUAGUCUAUAGAAUAUUUAUUGUUAUAUUUAUAAUAUUAGUAUUAUAUAUUAAUAUCUUAUAGUUAUAUAUAUAAGCAUAUGAAAUUUUAUUUUAAUUUCACUUUGAACAAAAUUCAAAUUUAAAUUGCUUAUAUAGCAGUGAUACCAAUUACGAAAGUAGAAAAAAAUAUUCCAAAGAGCGUAAACAUGGCCUCGCGGUAUAAUCACGCUAUUCAGCGAGUUUUAGCAAAAUUAGAAGCAUCUAUAAAUUCGGAAAAUUAUUAUGAAGCUCAUCAAAUGUAUAGAACUUUAUACUUCAGAUAUCUUGGACAGAAAAAGUAUUCGGAACUUUUGGAAUUACUAUAUAAUGGUUCUACACUUUUAUUACAGCACGAACAACAUGCAAGUGGAGCUGAUUUAGGAAUUUUAUUUGUAAAUGUUUUAACACAAUCAGGAACAGAACCUUCUCAAGAUUAUUUUGAAAAAAUUACAAACUUGUUUAGUAUAAUGAGUCCUUUAUCACCUGAAAGAGAUGUUUUUGUACAAUCUGCUCUUCGAUGGAGUAUAAAGAAUACAGAUUAUAAAAUAGGUCAUCCAGAUUUGCAUCAAAAAAUAGCACAAGUAUUUUGGAGAGAAAAAAAUUAUGUAAUGGCAAGACAACAUUUCAUAUAUAGUCGAGAUGGUUCUGGAUGUGCUGCAAUGCUUGUUGAGCUUCAUGAACAACGUGGUUACAAAAAUGAAAUAGAUCUUUUUAUAGCCCAGGCAGUCUUGCAAUAUCUCUGUUUACAAAAUAAAACAACUGCACAAGAAGUUUUCAAUUCUUAUACUUCACAACAUCCGAAAAUAAACAGAGGUCCACCAUAUCUUCUACCUUUAUUGAAUUUUUUUUUUUUAUUAAAAAUAGUUGAUAGUGGUAAACUUGCUGUAUUCACAGUACUUUGUGAGCAAUAUCGAAUAUCUUUAAAUAGAGAUCCAUGUUAUCGACAGUACUUAGAUAAAAUAGGACAAUUAUUUUUUAAUGUUCCAUCCCCACGUCCUCGCAAUCAAGGAUUAUUUGGUACACUUUUACAAUCUUUUUUUAAUGGUCUUGAAGAUGAAGGUUCAGAUGACGAACAAAGAAAUACUGCUUCAACUUCACAAACAGCACAAGAGCUUGAUUGAUUAAAAGUUACACGUCACUGUGCAAUGUGAUGAAAGUAAAUAAUUAACUUAUAUAUGUGUAUAUAUAUAUGUGUGUGUGUUUGUGUAUGUAUGUAUAUAUAUACAUAUAUAUAUAUAUAUAUUUAUAGUAGUGUCCCAUAUAUUUUCAAUAUACACAUUAUGUUGAUCUUUUUAGAUCUUUGAAUAUAUUGAAAUUAAUUUUUUUAAAUGAUUUGUACAGAUAAACUUAUUUAAAAUAAAAAUAUGUGGGAUGCAUUUCUAGAGGAAUUUUUCAAAGUUAUAAGUUAGGAUUCAUCAAAAAAUAAACCUGCAUAGAGACAAAACUUUCAUGAAAAAUAGUAACUCAUAUGUAUCUUUCUGUCAUUCAUCUGCCUGUUUUGAUAUUAUAUUCGAAGAUUAUUUAAUAUAUUGGAACUGGGAUAAAACUUUCGAAUCAUAUAUAUAGAAUCCUAUUUAAAUUACUGUGAAAUUUAAAAACAAACAUGAACUUUGAAUAAAAUCCUUGUACUAAUAAUAAUCUACAUAUAAUAAUGUAUGUUUAAAAAAAAAACAUGUAUUUGAGUAUAACUGCUGAAAUGAAGAUUUAUUUUAUAUAAAUUUAAUCGUAUGACAAAUAAACGUGACAUAACAUUUAUAGCUACAGAAAAGAGUGCUUAAUGAAAUUACUUGUUGCUGAAAUACUAAAUAAAUGGAGUGAAUCAUACGUAAGUAAUUGUCAUAGCAGCAAGUAAAAUAUUUAUUUAUUAUAAACUCUAUACUAGUAUAAUUUAUAUCGUUUAAAAAUUUUUAGCAAAAAAAAAAUUCGUAUUUAAUUAU
Molecule: messenger RNA, 2045 nt
Organism: Apis florea (little honeybee)
Lineage: Eukaryota; Metazoa; Arthropoda; Insecta; Hymenoptera; Apidae
Product: Golgi to ER traffic protein 4 homolog
Biological process (GO): protein insertion into ER membrane
Cellular component (GO): BAT3 complex; cytosol
Molecular function (GO): protein binding
Source: RefSeq, a predicted model, not a curated record